AUGGCAGAAACGUUUGACAGCAAGAUCGCCAGAGUUUUGGCUGAUCUUAGAAUCGAAUUUCCUUUGAAAACAUUACAGAAAGUAUGCCUGGAGAAAUUAGCAAAUAGGUUGGACGUAUUUGCAGUGCUACCUACGGGUUAUGGGAAGUCAUUGUUAUACGCUAUUUUACCGAAAUUGAUGCUUGAAGUUGAAGAUAAUUUACAGUGUGCCAUAGUUCUUGUCAUUUCGCCGCUUGUUUCUCUAAUAAAAGACCAAGUUGCUAACUUGAAAAAAUACAGCGUGGAGUCUAUUUUCCUCGGAGAGGAGCAUGACAGAGACACAUUGGAACACAUUCAGGAAGGCAAAUUCCCUAUCGUUCUUAUGAGCCCAGAAGCUUAUUUUAGUGGUACAUGGAGAGGGUUGCUGACAUCUUCACCAUAUCAGAAGUUUGUGCAAUCCAUUGUGAUUGAUGAGUGCCACUGUGUGGAACAAUGGUGA
This is a messenger RNA of Saccostrea cuccullata (small rock oyster), 477 nucleotides long. Its product is annotated as bifunctional 3'-5' exonuclease/ATP-dependent helicase WRN-like. Gene Ontology annotation, cellular component: chromosome; nucleus; cytoplasm. The coding region runs from base 1 to 477 and encodes 158 amino acids. The record is from RefSeq and is a predicted model, not a curated record. The transcript has 2 exons. Lineage: Eukaryota; Metazoa; Mollusca; Bivalvia; Ostreida; Ostreidae. Gene Ontology annotation, molecular function: four-way junction helicase activity; nucleic acid binding; 3'-5' DNA helicase activity. Gene Ontology annotation, biological process: double-strand break repair via homologous recombination.